Messenger RNA from Aspergillus pseudotamarii, 1350 nucleotides. Its product is annotated as glycoside hydrolase family 76 protein. Gene Ontology annotation, biological process: carbohydrate catabolic process; fungal-type cell wall biogenesis. Bases 1 to 1350 code for a protein of 449 amino acids. The record is from RefSeq and is a predicted model, not a curated record. The transcript is spliced from 4 exons. Gene Ontology annotation, molecular function: mannan endo-1,6-alpha-mannosidase activity. NCBI's taxonomy places the organism in Eukaryota, Fungi, Ascomycota, Eurotiomycetes, Eurotiales, Aspergillaceae.
AUGCUUGGGGUAAGCUUACGUGCUUUCUUAGGGCGUUUGCCCUUUUUGGUCGGAGUCGAGGUUAGGCGAUGUUCGGGACGUGACUCGCUGAAGCAAGCCGGCAAGGCGGUUGCAGCUCCCAUGAUGGAUUUCUACAAGAAGAAUGAAACUGAGGGCAUUCCCGGCAAACUCACCGACACAUGGUAUGUGGCCGGAAGUAUGUUUAUGACGUUGAUUCAAUACUGGCAAGCGUCGGGCGACGACACCUACAAUGCGGUCGUGUCGCAUGAUUUGAUGUUUCAAGCGGGCGAGAAUUAUGAUUACUAUUCAAAGAAUGUUAGCGACUGGCUGGGUAACGAUGACCAAAUGUUCUGGGGUCUCGCAACCAUUACAGCCUCUGAGGCUGGAUUCCCGGAGAUCUCCGGUAAGCCUUCGUGGACAUCUCUUGCUCGCGUGGUGUUCAACAUGGAAGUGGAACGCUGGGAUGAAUCGGCCUGCAACGGUGGUAUGCGGUGGCAGCUCUGGCCCUAUCAGGAGGGCUAUACCAUGAAAAAUGCAAUUUCAAACGGUGGUCUUUUUGAGCUAGCCGCCAGACUAGCUCGCUUCACUAAGAAUGAGACCUACGCGGAAUGGGCAGACCGCAUCUGGGACUGGUCGGCCGGCACGCCAAUUUUACAGACUGAUCGCUGGUACGUUGCCGACUCAACGUCCAACUUGAACAAUUGUAGCGAUGCGGGAGACCAGCAGUGGUCUUAUAAUUAUGGCACGUACCUCGCUGGUGCAGCUUUCAUGUAUAAUCAUACAAACGGUGCGGACAAGUGGCUCAAGCGCGUCGACGGCCUGCUAAACUCAGUAUUGACGACCUUCUUCCCAAAGGAAGGCAACGGCGUUAUACUCUCUGAAGUCGCCUGUGAACCUAUCCUGACAUGCGAUCGGAACCAGCUUGGCUUCAAGGGCUACGUCGCCAUGUGGCUAGCCUUCACGGCCAUGCUGGUUCCUUCGACGAGAGAGCUGAUCACGCCCAAGUUGCAGGGGUCUGCGGCAGGUAUCUCGAAACAGUGUUCCGGAGGAGAUCAAAACCUCUGUGGAGAACGAUGGUAUUCAACUGAACCGGCAGGCCCAACCGGAUUGGAGGUACAGAUGGCUGCUCUGGGUGGUAUCACGAGCAAUCUAAUGCUCUUUGAAGCGCAAUCACCCAAGACUAUCGAGUCCAACCCAAACGCCACGGAGACCGAGAUCGACCACCAUAGUGACGAGCAGCCGAACACCCCUAAGGCGAUUACUACUGGCGAUCGGGCGGGGGCAGGGAUCGUCACAGUCGUUGUCGCGAUCGCCGUGGCGGGUACUGUGGUAUGGAUGAUAAUACCGUAG